Messenger RNA from Chiroxiphia lanceolata (lance-tailed manakin), 3180 nucleotides. RefSeq names its product histamine receptor H1 (gene HRH1). The record is from RefSeq and is a predicted model, not a curated record. The transcript has 3 exons. Bases 427 to 1863 code for a protein of 478 amino acids. Lineage: Eukaryota; Metazoa; Chordata; Aves; Passeriformes; Pipridae. Gene Ontology annotation, biological process: regulation of vascular permeability; positive regulation of vasoconstriction; G protein-coupled receptor signaling pathway, coupled to cyclic nucleotide second messenger. Gene Ontology annotation, molecular function: G protein-coupled serotonin receptor activity; neurotransmitter receptor activity; histamine receptor activity. Gene Ontology annotation, cellular component: membrane; dendrite.
CGGACAUCGCACGGGGAGGGUGAAGGGAACGAAAGCCACCGGCCUGGCCCGGGCUACCCGAGCUGCCGGAGGUGCUGGGAGCCGGUCCCCGCUGUCCUCUUCGCCUUGCCGGAGAUGCUUGAGGCCUCUGAUCUGCUGACAUCUGUGCCAGGCUGCCACUGAGGACCUGUACCUGAUAGAACCUGAGGGCUGUAUGGAAUAUACAGAAUACAAAAUUCCGGAGCACAGCUGUCAAGCUCACACCCCAUGGUGUCCCUAUUUCCUCUGCCUAUGGAUGCUCCUGCUUCCAAGGACACAUCUCAACACCAGGCAUUUUUCUGGAAAUAAAAAUCACAAAGUAAUCCAACACAUUUUCAUCCAGAAGUGUAAACCAAGAGUGACUUUCCAAGGCCUGGACAUUGGCCCUGAUUUUCAUUCUGUGGGCCUAUGAAAAAGAUGGCAAAAAACACAACAGAUAACUCAACUAACCCUCACUCAGCUCUUCUAGGCCUGUUCCUGGGAAGCAUUUCACUGAUCACUAUUGUCAUGAAUAUAUUAGUACUAUGUGCUGUGAAAACUGAGAAGAAGCUGCAGACAGUUGGCAAUUUAUACAUUGUCAGCCUAUCUAUCGCAGAUCUUAUAGUUGGUGCAGCUGUCAUGCCCCUGAAUAUUGUCUAUCUUCUAAGUCCAGUGUGGCCUCUGGGCUUACCAGCCUGUUUAUUCUGGCUGUCCAUGGAUUAUGUGGCCAGCACUGCCUCCAUUUUCAACCUCUUCAUAUUGUGCAUAGACCGCUACCGGUCAGUUCAGCAACCACUGAAAUAUCUCAAGUACCGAACAAAAAUGAGAGCAUCGCUCAUGAUUUUGGGGAUCUGGUUGCUCUCUUUCAUGUGGGUCAUUCCAAUCCUAGGAUGGCACGUUUUUGCUAACAAUGGGGAAAGGAAAGUAAAGAAAAACAAGUGUGAGACGGAAUUCUCUGAGGUCACCUGGUUCAAAGUGCUGACGGCCAUUGUCAACUUCUACCUACCCUCGAUCUUGAUGUUGUGGUUCUAUUAUAAAAUAUUCAGAGCUGUUCGAAAACACUGCCAACACCGAGAGCUCAUCAAUGGAUCAGAUGGGUCUUCCUCAGACAAAAACUUCAUACAGCGUAGCAAGAUGAAGGACGAGGAAAAUGUUUGCCUCCAAAAGCAGAUCUUAGAUGAGAACACCCCGCCCAAAGACAAGCAAAGCUCCCCACAGCCUGAAAAUGCGGAGGCAGAACUUCAUUUCAGUAAUCCUGACAAGUCUUCAAAGGCAUUUGAUGGCAAGAGUAAUGGGAAAGUCUUUAAAUGGAGGUGUUUUCCUCUCAGCACUGCCCAGUCUGAGCGAGGCCUGGAUAAAGCAGGAAAGAACUACAUGUGUGCAAUGAAAGAGAGUGCAAACGAGAAGGAGCCCUGCUCACAAGACAGUGACUCAAGUGUUGCAUCAGACGACCAGACUUACCCUGAGGUGGUACCAUGUGGAGAGAACUCCAACCCUAACUUGGAAAGAGCCUGCGGUGCUCAGGAAAAGACUGAGAACAGGGAUUUCAGAGGACUGACUUACCUGAGGAAAACCUGGCAAAGUCUCCAUACCCAUUCCAAAGGGAACAUUCAGGGACUGCAUGGGAACAGGGAGAGGAAAGCAGCAAAGCAGUUAGGGGUCAUAAUGGCAGCCUUCAUGCUGUGCUGGAUUCCCUAUUUUGUGUCAUUUAUGGUAAUAGCAUUUCAUGACCAUGAACAGUUUUCAAAAUUACACAUGGUCACUGUAUGGCUCGGCUAUGUGAACUCCACCUUAAAUCCCUUCCUGUAUCCUCUUUGUAACCAGAAUUUCAAGAAGACAUUCAAACAGAUCCUUCACAUUCACUGAUAUUGCUCUGAAUUUUUGAGCUCAAAAGCAGCUCAAGAGGUCAAACAAACAUAAUCUUCCAGUCUCAAAGAAAAACACCAAAAAAGUUGUAAUUUAUAAGCAAAUGUUAGUAAAAGUGGGAAAUAUGCAUUUAACAGUUUUACUCAUUUUGGAAGAGAGCUAUUUCAGAUCAGGAAUCUGAAAAAUUCAUGGUCAACCUCCAAACUGUUGGACUGUUGUAAAUCAUUUACAAUUUGAGAUGGCCUCUUUCAUGAUGCAGAACAAAACUGGAGGUAUAAAUAGAGAUCUUCAGUGAUUAUAAAUUAUUCAGCUACAGAAAAGGAAGAAAUAGAAUAAUACUUCUGUGAUUGGCCAAAUAUAUUUUUCUCUUUCAACUUACUCCAUUAAACACAGGAACAUAUUGCUUGCAAAGUGGGAUUUGCAAGUGGAGGUACUCUGCAUAGUCAAAGAAAGAACUUUCAACUGUUUAAGAAAGUCUACCGUAUUUAUUUAAAGCUUCCCCAAAAAUCAUAAACUUUUUAAGAAAUGUCAAGUCAUAUUGUACCCUACUGUAUCUCUUUGAUAUCAUGUUUGCUCCAUUUAUACCUGUACACUGACUUUGUUGAAAAAAUUAGCAUUUUUAUGUCCUAGAAAUUUUGCUAGGACUUUUCAUGCUGUCACUAUCUGUUCAAGAACAGUGUGCUGCUGUUUCCAGGCUUGCAGUUGAUUAUACAUGAAGUAUGUUUACCUUUUCUUUCCUUUAUAUUUAAUUGCAUUUUAUAAAUCUUGUAAAUGCUGUAACAUAUUUCAGGAGAAACUCACAAUAAUAGAAUACUCUGUGUUUGAAGAGAUCUCAAAAAAAAAAAAACUAAGUACAAGCUACAGCUGAAAUCUGGGCUGGCUUUUACAUUACAUGAUGUUGCUCAGGGCCUUUGUCCACAACUUCAAAUCACAGAAUAAUAGAAUCAGCCGGGUUGGAAAAGACUUCUGAGAUCAUCAAGAACAACCCUUGAAUGACAAACAUCUGUAAAACCAGCUUCAUGUGGAAAAGCUGGGAGGCAGCCUUGACAGAUGAGGUUCAUUCCACCAACUCUGAGCACUCACUUUCUCAGCCACUGAUUUAACUAAGUAUUGACUAAUUCUCAGAACCAGACAUGCCCUGUUACACAGCAGAAAUCAAUUCCCUCUUCCUAAGUGCAGUCAAGUAUAGAUUAGUUCCCAAAGGAAGAACACACAGUCCCUCAGCAUAGAAUGGUUUGGGUUGAAAAGGACCUUAAAGACCAUCUCGUUUCAACCCCCUGCCAUGGGCAGGGACACCUUCCACUAGCCCAGGUUGCU